Molecule: messenger RNA, 1416 nt
Organism: Yamadazyma jaroonii
Lineage: Eukaryota; Fungi; Ascomycota; Pichiomycetes; Serinales; Debaryomycetaceae
Source: the annotation of a GenBank genome assembly
AUGAAUAUACCAGGGUAUUACUAUGAUGAAGUAAAGAAACGGUAUUUCAAAAUCACCAAUGGAUCCACUAAUGAAUUGUAUCAUAAUAAUACCAUUCAACAACUACAUCGAGAGGAAAAAAUCAUGAACAAACCCAAAGAACCUGUUCGAUCAUCAUCAAAACUAAUUUAUCAAGAUCAAUCCAUUACCAACUUGAAGUUGGGUUUGAGUGUUCCUAAUGAAUCACUUCUAGAAUUUGAACAGUUCUGUUCUCUUUCUCGUACAUGUUGUAUAGAUUACCGCCACGAAACGAAAUUUUGGGGUAAUUUGUACAUUGAUAAUGACCAAUAUAUUAUAAUAACGGAUCAGAUUAAUCGUAUCAAGUUGAUAGCUGUUCACCUGAUAAUUGAAACAGGCAACGAAAUCCUGGAUGAAGUUAUGAUAGCAGAUGUUAUAAAUGCCCCAGGGCCAAGAGUUAACCGUUUGAGUGAGAUAAUUAAUAGUUUAGGAUUACUACCUUUUGAAAUAUUGACUAUGUCUAGUAGUGAUGAUAUGCUUUUUAUGAAUGUGAUAAGUGAAAGUGAUUUAGAUAAUCCCCAAAUUUAUCAAAAUUUCAUCCUUAUGGGACAAAUAAAGAAAUCAAGACAUGGAAUUCUGGAGUUUGUUAAAAUAGAUAGAAAUAUGGAUUUCUUUAAGUUCACAAUGAACUUAUCCAAUGGAGAGAUUAAAAAGGACUUACAACAUUUAUUUGGUAUGAAUGUUAUUGAAAUCCAACAAGAUUUAUAUCAUUAUAAACCACAAGUUUUAAAACCUAUUAAAAGAUUUUUCAUUACAUUUUCAAAACUUACCAAGAAUUACCUCUUAAUCGGAACAAAUGUGGGAAAUAUUUAUAUGUUAGAGCAUGAAGAUUAUAAAUUCAAUGCAGUCACCAAGUUCAAAUUAAGUAAUAAGAUUGAAAAGAUCAACAAAAUUGAAAAGAUUGAAGAUUAUUUGAUUAUCUCAAGUUAUAAGACUUUGAUUAUAUUCAAUUUUGUCAGUAAUAAUAAAUGGAUAUUUAACAAUCAUGAUUUGAUAAAGAAUCUCAGAGUUACCAGAAUAUUCCAUUAUUUCCAAAUAACUUUGAUUUCCUAUAAGAAAAUCAGGUUACUCAAUUUUGAUAUUCUGACAAACAAAUAUGAAAUAAUUAAGGAUAUUAAUUAUACUAAUCAUAAUAUUAUCAAUUUAUUUUCCAUUGCAACUGAUAAGAAAGUGGUCAUCCUAAACCAAUCCAAUAGUCGGAUACUAAUAGCUAAUUUAUCCAAUUUCGAAAGUAAAUCAUUUGAAUUACAAAUAUCCAAACAAAAAAUUAAUGGCAUAAUAAGAAUUGAUAAAGAUUAUAUGUUGAUAAGUUUGAAGAAUAGUGAUAAUACUAGUGAAUUUCAGAUUUAUCAAACUUAA